Molecule: messenger RNA, 234 nt
Organism: Penicillium malachiteum
Lineage: Eukaryota; Fungi; Ascomycota; Eurotiomycetes; Eurotiales; Aspergillaceae
Product: succinate dehydrogenase assembly factor 1
Exons: 2
Coding region: 1-234 (77 amino acids)
Biological process (GO): mitochondrial respiratory chain complex II assembly
Cellular component (GO): mitochondrion
Source: RefSeq, a predicted model, not a curated record
AUGGCUAGACUCUCUGGGCUCCAGCGGGAUGUCUUGUCUCUGUAUCGCCAAUGUCUCCGAGCAAUUCGCACCAAGCCGAUCAUCGGUGCACCCCGGCUGACAGAUCGUAGGGCGGAAUUCCAAAAACACAUUUCGGUGAGCAAGAAGGAUUUCAACACCAUCGAAUAUCUGCUGCGCAAAGGCCACCGCCAGCUAGAGAUGUAUGCUUCCCCGGGAAUUCGCAACAUCCGAUGA